Molecule: messenger RNA, 3323 nt
Organism: Amoebophrya sp. A25
Lineage: Eukaryota; Dinophyceae; Syndiniales; Amoebophryaceae
Source: the annotation of a GenBank genome assembly
AGGAUGAACGAGAAAGAUCUGCGUCCUCUGUCUAUCAACAUGCGUACCUCGUUGCGUCAGUCAUUUGACUAACGCAGCGUUGUUGGAGAGUCCCACGUUCGUCCACGUUUUUCUAUAACUCGACUAAGGAUCAUUAUCAUACUUGCCAGCUGCUGUGCAAGAAUCUUUUUUACUAGGAUCUUUUGAGGAAGGGAAGGGAUAUAUUGACAAAGUUAUUUUUAGUAGUAUACAAAGUAGUUGAUCAUGAUCUCCAUGCAUACAUCAAUCAAUCAAUCUAUCAAUCAGUCAAUCCAUCAAGCUUAAUUUUCUUGGACACCUGCAUGCCCUUCCAUUGGUAAGCAAGUGAUACCAGAUUCAUACUAGGAAGUGCGUGUUAUUAUUGAUAAUAUUCCUCUUGAAAAAGCAAGACCAAGAACGACGCUUGUUAUGACCUGGACAGAGUGUCAUCGAUGACGUUGAAAUAACGAUAAACAAUAACAAGAGAAGUGUCUAAUCCUGGGUUUGAUAAAGACGUCUUCGCUCUGCUUGUUCUAAGAAGAUACAUGCGUAGUUAUUUUCACUUGAUUUUCAAGAAUCAAUGGUUAUUGUUUUUUCCCAUUGAGCCAGUAGGUAAUUAAGUAGGCGAAUAGCAAAAUAAUGGACGAGACAGGGUACUCGACGGGCUGCGAUCCGUCAGCAACCGAGCCAAAACCUGCUACAGCAGUGAAAAAGGCUACGCUCGGACUUGCGUGUCUCGCGUCGCUAGCUGGGCAGGGUUUCCUGGCGUACAAGCUGCAUUUGAAUGCUGAAGAUUUCUUUGACAUUGAAAGAGGCCUGGGAACCUCAUCGUCAUCGUCAUCGUCAUCAAGAAGGCUCGAUCGAGAUGCAUCAUCAAGGGGCUCUAGCGUCGCAGGAGUCAAGAGUCAGCAUGGUGGUUCUAGUGCAAGACGGUUAGCGGACGUCCCUGAAGAUGCGAGUGGUCUUAGUGGAACAGGCUCGCCCUCGUACAGGCGUGCGCCAACAAGCAGUGAGUGGCAAACGUUAGCAAUGAGUGCUGUAGCACUCACUGCACUACAAAUUGCGUUUAUUCAGCUCGCGCGUCCCAUUUUUAAGAAUCAAUGGAGUACAUCACUACCUUCCAGUGACCGAAGAUGUGGAGUAUCCUCAAAAACAGGUGGAAAUCCGAAUCCCUUUGAAGCUUUUUGGGGAUCUGCUAGUGCUAUCACUUGUUCAGUCGCAAUACAUAAUCAUGUGAAUGUGGAAUUCAGCACCGCUUCACCUCUAAAGUUUUCUCGAUGAUAAUCACAAAGCAGCGACAAUGGAGCGUCGACAGUUAUGAGAUGCGCGUGCAAAGGGCAGCUCACGCUUGUUUUAAACUUUUUUACCAUUUUGCCUCUGCCGUAGCCUGGAUUCACCUGCUUCGGAACGAGUCUUGGUCAAAGGAGUGGGCGGUCGUACGUGCCUUCUCCCGGCUCAUCGAGGAGACUAACCCUUUGUAUUUCUUCCAGGAAAUCGUCAAUGCUGCGUGGGAGCCCCUCCCGCAUGUAGCAACUUUCUGGGCAGACCCUGCAGACGUCUCAGAGGAUGUUAGAUGGUACCUUGCACGCAUCUUGUUCGAACGAAAUAGCAGCGCUUUUUGAGUAGAUCAUCCCAUUUUCAAAAAAAGGAUCUGCAUCAUGCUGUAAGUGCGCAUUACGGGGCUUUUUCACUGUUGUAUUGCGAUUACUUUAAAUCAUUCAUCAUUUUCGUCGUCGUUCUAGAAUUUAAUCGUCGAAUCCUUCGGUAUACCUAUUGAUUGUGUAAAUCUAUAGUCCUUCUGAUCCUUUCAAAGUUUGGCGCUUGCGUGCAUUUCUUUUAUCAUAACAAAAAUACUGUAGUUGUUACAUCCAAGAACACCACAUCUUUCUCAGGCUGUACCUAGUCUCAGCGGGAUAUCUCGUCUCAGAGUUGGUCCUUAUAUUUCCAGAGAGGGCUCGCUCUGAUUUUCUGGAGAUGCUUUUACAUCAUACGAUAGCGAUCGGACUGGCCUGCUUCUCCUUCGUAUGCGGGUACUUAAUACAGAAUGCUUCAAGCUGCUUUAGAGAACAUGAUAUUGCUUAUAUAUGCAGGACAGUCGUGAUUCAAUAUUCACCAAGAAGUAAGUCUAAUUGAGCAGUUUAAGUAUAACAUUUUCCCAUCACAAGAACAGCAACACCAAAUUCAAUCAUCACAAUGAAGAAAACCCCAACCCACACGUUGUUAGUUUUUUGCGGCCGGGAAUAUUGGUGUUGUUUCUUCACUGUCUCAGCGACGUCUCAAUUUACACAAGCCGAAUGACGGUCGACUUCCAGUGGACAGCGCUAAUAGCAGUAUGCUUCGUCGUAUUGGUAUUGAAUGUUGACUUGAUUUAAGAUUGAUAAAAGUGGUUCUCAUUCUCUAGUGCUUCAAGUUCAGUCAGCCAUUAAUCAAUAUCUGAGGGGGGAUGAGUGUAUUGUUUUAGUUUACUGCAUUACACUGGAACAAAGUGCAGGUGCUAACUCCUAGGUCUCAGAUUUCUUGACAGGAGGGUUCGCGAUUUCGGACAUAAUAAGUUGUGACGGGUUUCGAGUGCACCUCGUGCAUAGACAAUGUAAGUCACCGAACGUACUACUACUACUACUGAGAUGUGAUUAUAAAUCAUUUUUAUUCCACAUCAUCUUACAGUGCGUAAAUUUCUUUUGGCUUCGACUAUGCAUCUUUCCGCUAGUAGUCGUGCGCAGCGUCUUUAUGGACUGCUCGCUUUACCUCGCCGACGAACCAAGAGUUGGUACUACAUCUAAGUUCCAGACGAGUGGCGCAAAUUUUUACUAUGGUUUCCCUAUUGUGACCUUGCUGAUGGUAGUCACAACAGAGAUCGAGUCUCUAUCUUUCGAUAAUUCCCUUCUCGUCUUUUCAUAACGACAAUUAGCACUAGGACUAGCCCUCCGGCUCCGCAAAUUCUCUGAUUCAUUUCCUCAUCAACUACAUCUCAUUUCAGAGCUAAUAAAACCCUUUGGGAUCAUGUUGUCCGUGCUCGGAACCUUGCACUGGUAUUGGUCGUUUAUGAUCGCGCGAAGUGGGUACAACUUCGCAAAAACAGGCCAAGCAAGAGACCUUGCUUCGCAACUAUCAGCGUUUAACCUCCGGAAAUUGAGCAGCAGCACAGCGCUUAUGACAGAUCAAUACUUGUUCUUGAUGAUUAGAUUCACCGUAUUGAAGUUGAUUUGUUUCAGGACCAAUUCAGUCUCAACAGAUGACCCACAGAGGUACCACGCCCUCUUCACACCUUCAUUGAAAAUUUGAAAAAGCUGAAAAAGGGGUGAGCCAGCAUGCGGAGACUGAACGCU